Molecule: messenger RNA, 3707 nt
Organism: Pelodiscus sinensis (Chinese soft-shelled turtle)
Lineage: Eukaryota; Metazoa; Chordata; Testudines; Trionychidae
Source: RefSeq, a predicted model, not a curated record
UUAGCUCAAAAACAAGGCCUCAAACCAUCACAUACAGAUACACUGUGAUUUUGAUUCUUUGUUUUUAUAUGCCUGUAAAAAUGCACUUAUAUUUUUAAAAUACAGGCUGUAGCAGGCAGGUCUAUAGCUAUAUCCUAACACUGGACUGAGACUCAAGAGGCCUGGGUUCAAGUCUUGGCUCUACUACUGCUUUGCUACGUGCCUUUGAGCAAAUCACUUUCCUUUUUGUGCUUUCAUUUCCCCAUCUGGUAAAUGGAGAUAAUGCUGACCGCCUUAGUAAAGCACUUUGAGAACCAUAGCUGAUGAGUGUUAACAAAGAACUAUGAAUUAUUUAUUAUUAAAUGCAGAAACAAAUAGGGUUAAAAAUAGUUGUCUUGCCCAGUGUUAUUUCUCCUUUUAAUGCUUUUAACACAGGAUCUAGUCAGAAUACCAAGACUGUACUGAAAUGGAAAAGCUAACUAUAGUUGCACACUUGUCUUAUUGGAGGAGAACAAAUUUGUGAGGCUGGACAAUGACCUCAACCAUUAGAGGAAAGGAAAGCUAAAAGAAAAUAAAUGCCAAAAUACUCACUUAGAAGAAGAGUCAUAGGUUUCUCCAGUCACCUAUAAAGUGGAUCGUCUAGGGCUGCAAAUGACUGUCUCCCCCACAUUUAAUGGAUCAAUUACCAUAGGGGGGAGCAUGCUGGAAAGGCUAACAAAAGAGUACACCCAAAGUAGAAAAGUGUAGUGAUGACCAAAUACACUGUAGCUAAAGAAAUGGCAGCUGCACAUAAUGAAAAGCACCAAAUUCUGAAUUGUGUGGAAGUUAGGGAUGUUGAUAAAAGAUACCCUGAGAUUCUUAUAAAGCAGAACCUGAUGUCUUCGGUAUUUGGGAUGUUUGUUUUGUGUUCCAUUAUAUUUAUGCAAGGCAAAUCUGGAUUCUGUUUUGCUACCUGCUGUGUGUGUUUGAAGUAUCUUCUUGUGUUUCUACAGCUAAAUUAAGAGUUGCUUCAUAAUCAAAACAGCUCUUGUAGUUUUACUUAACUCUUCUAGCUGCAGGCUUAGAUUUCCAGGAAAAGUGAAGAUCUUCAUUUCCAUGAAAGUGAAGUAUAAGGGAGGUAGACAUUGUAAGCCUUUCCUUCACCCACUCACUGAUGUUACAUGUGCUAGCAGACUUCAUUCUUAUCUUCUACUGGAGACUAACUCUUCCUUGUAACUGAUCACCCAUUUGAAUUAUUUCUACAGGUGAUAACGUCAAUGUACUAUUUUCUCUUAAAUGGAUAAACAGCAGAAGGAAAAAGUUAUAAUUUGGAGUGGAUGGCAUACAAGCUUCCCUGACUCCUGGUUUUAUUGCAAGUUCAACAUGAAGUGAAUCUUUACUUAGUUCAGUUCAUUAACUUAACUAACAGUGAUCAAUUGUGCUCUGUCAGCAACACAAUUGGCUAUUGAAAGAUAGUGUUUGCUUAUGUUUAAGCAGGAGUCCCAGAAAAAGGAGUUUGCAGAGAAGCUUGAAUCUCUCUUGCACCGGGCGUAUCACCUUCAGGAAGAAUUUGGGUCAACGCUCCCUUCAGACAGCAUGCUGCUAGACCUGGAGAGAACUCUCAUGCUUCCCCUGACAGAUGAGUCACUGAGACUUCGGACUGAUGAUGAAGACAGUUUGACUUCCGAGGACUCCUUCUUCUCUGCUGCAGAGCUCUUUGACUCCCUCCAGAUUGGGAAAAUACCUUUUCAGCUCUCCAAGCCAGCAGCUGCAUAUGAAGAAGCUCUACAGUUGGUGAAUGAAGGGAGAGUUUCAUGCAGAACUCUGAGGACAGAACUUCUAGGCUGCUACCAUGAUCAGGAUUUCCUGGCAAAGCUGCACUGUGUCAGGCAGGCCUUCCAGGCCCUUCUGCAGGAUGAGAACAACCAGUUAUUUUUUGGGGAGGUUGGAAAGCAGAUGGUGACUGGACUGAUGACUAAGGCUGAGAAGAAUACCAAAGGUUUUCUGGAAAGCUAUGAGGAGAUGCUACAUUAUGCACUGAAGCAAGACACCUGGCCAACUACUCAGCGGGAGCUAGAAGGACGAGGGGUGGUGUGCAUGAACUUCUUUGAUAUUGUGCUGGACUUCAUUCUCAUGGAUGCUUUUGAGGACCUAGAGAACCCUCCUUCCUCUGUGCUAGCUAUCUUGCGCAACCGCUGGCUCUCUGACAGCUUCAAGGAGACGGCCCUAGCAACUGCCUGUUGGUCAGUUCUGAAAGCAAAGAGGAGGCUUCUAAUGGUACCAGAUGGCUUUAUCUCUCACUUCUACUCCGUAUCGGAGCAUGUCAGUCCUGUUCUAGCCUUUGGUUUUCUGGGGCCCAAACAGCAGCUGUCUGAAGUCUGUGGUUUCUUCAAGCACCAGAUAGUGCAGUAUUUGAAGGACAUGUUUGACCUGGACAAUGUGAGAUACACAACAGUGCAGUUGCUGGCGGAAGACAUUCUGCAGCUGUCACGGCGGCGCAGUGAGAUCCUCCUGGGAUAUUUGGGUAGUGAGACGACCCCAGAGAUGAAUGGGACACUGUCCAAUGAAAAUGGACCUUUGGAGGAGCUUAACUAAUAUUCAGUUACGGGAGAAAAUCCAUUUUCCUAAGAGACCUUUUUCUACUCCACCUGUUGUGGUAAUCAGUGGCAACAAAAACUGUUUCAUUCUGUGGCAUCACUGGCAGCAUUAACUACCUGCCCGGAACGACUAUGUUUUCUUAGUAGUAGGAGUGUUGGCUGGAACAACUCCAGGACCACUUACAGGUUUAUGAUUUUAACCUCCUGUUCUCUAUUCCACGUCUCCUUUUAUUUUUUUAAAUUUAUUUUAGUUGUGAAACAAACUGCCUGUACCCAAAAUCCUCCCCUUCCACAUUGCAAGGGGCAGCAGAUAAGCACGUUCCCACCAUUGUGUUCUCUGGGAGCAGAUCCCUGAUAUGCAGGGAGUGCAUAGAUAGGUAAAAUGUUAACAAAUUCUGACUUUGGCUCUUACCUCCUCUUUGAAUGAGAAGGUAUUUUAAAAAGUUCUUCUCUGCCCUCUGGAUGUUACUGCUGAUUUUAAUUUAUAAAUUUGAUAGUAUACAAUGCUACUUUCAGGCAUGAUGAAGAAGAAGAGAAAUAAUUGUUUGCUGUGGGGAGGAAUAAUGAUUCUGUAAAGCACUGAAGACAAAAGAAUGGAAGUAAAAUGCAGAUUUUUUUAAUGGCUGGCGCUGGAAGUGAGUUUAUCCUUCAUUCCCUAUGUGGUGUUGCUUUUGUAAACUAGAUGUUUUCACUGGUUGUCUGAUACCUUUGAAGACUAUAAUAGGCAGACUGAGAAUGUUGGUUAUAAGAAAGAGUUGGACUUGUAUCCUGAUUAUGCAUGCAUAAAUAUUUCCUUCACUGUACAUCAGAGUGCCUUGAUGUGUCAGAAUUAGCCAAUAAUAAUCAGUCUCUCUUACUGGACAGGUAUCACAGGGUAUGGAAAUACACAGGUGGGGAAAGGAUGUCAGAUGGCACCUACUGCCAUUACUUGUAAAAAUGAGCAGAGUGGGAGGAGUUAGAUGUGAAACUAAUACAUUCUGCAUUUCGAUGGUGUCAUUAAAAGAGCUGGGAUUCUGGAUAAAGCUGUUGAAGGAAAACUCUUAAAUCUCUAGUUUCAUCACAUUAAAUAAUGUAGUCUUUUGUUUUGUUUUGUUACAGUUAACUAUGGAAUGAAUGUAUAUAUACAUAUUGUUAUAAUGACAUUCAGAAGUG